This is a messenger RNA of Gavia stellata (red-throated loon), 825 nucleotides long. Its product is annotated as fibrinogen-like protein 1-like protein. The transcript has 3 exons. Lineage: Eukaryota; Metazoa; Chordata; Aves; Gaviiformes; Gaviidae. The record is from RefSeq and is a predicted model, not a curated record. Bases 1 to 825 code for a protein of 274 amino acids.
AUGCAGAUGGAAGUUGAUCCAGGGAUUCCUUACAUCGGAGAGGUCUGGAUGCUGCUGUCCAUCCAGAUCUGGCUCCAGGCUGGGACAAGUUGGCUCCGUGGGGACCUUGUCCUCCUUCCCACAGUGGUGGCGAUGCUUCUCCUCUGUGCAAGUGCUGGUCCAGCAGUACCCACUGCCAGCUCCCGGAGUGGGUUCCCCGUAGACUGCAGCCAUCUCCGCAAGACCAGCCCCAGUGGGGUGUACGUCAUCCAGCCGGCAGGGUCUCCCCCACGGGUGGUGUGGUGCGACAUGGACACCGAAGGCAAGGGCUGGACUGUUGUCCAGAGAAACUCUCAUGAUACUGAGAUCACGUGGAAGCAAUCCUGGACCACCUACAAGUAUGGUUUUGGGAACGUGCGGGGCGAUCACUGGCUGGGCACCGAGUACCUGCACCUCCUGACGCAGCAGGGCACCUACAAGGUCCGCUUCAUCGUGCGGAAUAAAGUCAAUGUCACCCAUUACGCCGAGUACGACAUCUUCAGGGUGGAGAGCGAGGCUAGUGGUUACCCGCUGAGACUGGGCCGGUUUUCUGGUGAUGGGGAUGACUAUCUGACCAGCUAUCACCCCAAGAAGGGGGGCAUACACGACAACAUGAAGUUCAGCACAACUGACAGGGACCAGGACCAGUACAGUGGGAACUGCGCCAACAGCUACGGGGGCUGGUGGUAUGACAGGUGCCAGAACGUCCUGCUCAAUGCCAAAAAACACAUCCUUUGGCCAGGGUUCUGCGAUAAUGGCGACUGUGCAUCCUCCCUCAUCCUGGUCAAACCCACAGAUGUGUGCUGA